AUACAGGUUACAAAAAUGUCAGCAAAACUGAUGUACGCCAGAGUUGGAUUAAGCAUCCAAAGAGUGCGCCACCUUGUCAAACUAAGACGAUGGAAGAACUUUUUCCUGCACCUGACAGGUUUAUAAAUUACAGCAAUGCAUUGGAUACUAUCCCCCGAGUUGCCUGUGCCCACACUUGCAGUGCCUCUAGUUGAAGACCUCAUCUCUAGCCAGGAAUUUAUUUCUGCAGAGAAUCCAAUCGCUUGGAUGAAGCAAAAAUUAAUGAUAAAUGAGCAAGAAAUCCAACAGAUUGCCUGUCUUACCACUGGUCAAAAGGAAAAUUGCAUGUGGUCAUCUGUUAGGAAGAAUAGAUUAACAGCUUCAAACUUUGGUUGUGUUUUGGCAGCGAUCAAGAGAAAUAGAUAUCCUGUCUCCUUAUACAAAAGAUUAUGCUCAGCUUAUGAUCUGUCAAAGAAGGAUGCCAUUAUUUGGGGGACGUGCAAUGAAAAAGUCGCAAUUGAAAAGUAUAGAACUUUUGGGGAUGCAGUUGUAGAGCCAACAGGUAUCUGGCUACACUGUAAUGGGGUUCUUGGGUCAAGCCCCGAUGGACUCAUUCGUCAUCCUGCUGCAUUUGGAUUCAGCUAUCAGAAUCCAGGACUCGCUGACAUAUUAGAGAUGUCAAACGUUAAGCCAGAAAUACUGGAGGUGAAAUGCCCCUUUUCAGCAAAGAAUAUGACAAUUCCAGAAGCUAUUGAAAAAGUACAUGAUUUCUGCCUAGAGGUUCAGGAUUUUAAUGGAGUCAAGUCCUUCAAGCUAUGAGAGAACCACCAAUACUAUGAUCAAGUGCAAGGACAGCUUCAUAUAACUGGGAAAUCCUUGUGUGAUUUUAUGGUCUGGACACCAAAAGACUGCGAUUGUGAGAAUUAACAAAGACAUCAAUUGGGAGAUCAACAUAUCUGUUUUGACGGACUUUUAUUUCUGUAAAUUUCUCCCGUAUUUACAACAGCUAUAAGAUAUAACAUUAAACAUGGUGAAAAAAUUUUAAUUUUAAUAUCUUAGUUAUCUACACUUGCAAAAUUCUGAGCAAUUUCCUGCAUAAGGGGAUCCUGAAAAUUGACUAAAACACAGCAUAAUUGAAAGACUUUUGU
Molecule: messenger RNA, 1127 nt
Organism: Saccostrea cuccullata (small rock oyster)
Lineage: Eukaryota; Metazoa; Mollusca; Bivalvia; Ostreida; Ostreidae
Exons: 6
Coding region: 136-798 (220 amino acids)
Source: RefSeq, a predicted model, not a curated record